Messenger RNA from Neogale vison (American mink), 1960 nucleotides. RefSeq names its product MAF bZIP transcription factor F (gene MAFF). Lineage: Eukaryota; Metazoa; Chordata; Mammalia; Carnivora; Mustelidae. The record is from RefSeq and is a predicted model, not a curated record. Gene Ontology annotation, cellular component: nucleus. Gene Ontology annotation, molecular function: RNA polymerase II cis-regulatory region sequence-specific DNA binding; DNA-binding transcription factor activity, RNA polymerase II-specific. Gene Ontology annotation, biological process: regulation of epidermal cell differentiation; regulation of transcription by RNA polymerase II. Bases 222 to 725 code for a protein of 167 amino acids. The transcript is spliced from 3 exons.
ACUCCGCGCCGCCCCCCCGCGCCGCCCGCCCCACAACAAAACUCGGCGCGGCGCUCUCAGGAGCCCGGCUAGGAGCGACCCGCGGUCGGGACCGGAGGCGAGACGGACCGGGGCGCGGGCCGGGACAUCAAGCCCGGACGGCAGCAGCAGCCGCGCGUGCCGGGGCGCCAGGGAAGCGGGCCGAGAGGCGGGUCUCAGCCCAGAGGGCACCUUUUGCAAACAUGUCUGUGGAUCCCUUAUCCAGCAAAGCCCUGAAGAUCAAGCGUGAGCUGAGCGAGAACACGCCGCAUCUGUCUGACGAGGCGCUGAUGGGGCUGUCGGUGCGUGAGCUGAACCGGCACCUGCGCGGGCUGUCCGCCGAGGAGGUGACACGGCUCAAGCAGCGACGUCGCACGCUCAAGAACCGCGGCUACGCGGCCAGCUGCCGCGUGAAGCGCGUGUGCCAGAAGGAGGAGCUGCAGAAGCAGAAGUCGGAGCUGGAGCGCGAGGUGGACAAGCUGGCGCGCGAGAACGCAGCCAUGCGCCUGGAGCUCGACGCGCUGCGCGGCAAGUGCGAGGCGCUGCAGGGAUUCGCGCGCUCUGUAGCCGCUCGCGGGCCCGCCGCGCGCGUGGCGCCAGCCAGCGUCAUCACCAUAGUUAAGUCAGCCCCGGCCCCCGGGCCCGGGCCAGGGCCGGGCCCCGCCUCCGCCCCCACCUCCGGCCCCUCCCCCGCAGCCUGCUCCUAGUGUCCACGCCCCCCCAGCCCCCGCUUCCUUCCCAAAGUGCCUAAGCGUGGUCUCGUCCCCAGGUGCCAUUUCUCUGUAGCCACCAGCCCGGUGGUGAGCACAUGAUCCCUCCCGAGCCUGCUGUCUUCCUGUUGUGGCCCCUGUAACUGGGUCCUAAUAGUGGCCUUGGGGUGAGACAACUUUGGUGAGAACGGUGGGGUGGUAUUGAAGUCUGGGGUCUCUUUUGGCUGAACAGUCCAGCUGUCUUAGACUGGGAUGGUGGGAUACAGAGUGGAUUAGAGAGAAGGGCUGUCCGGGAGGAGAGGGCCACCCCUCAUUUUGUAAAGUGUCUGCUCAGAUCGUGUCCUAGCCCCUCCGAACCCUCCCAGGAUUAGGGACUAGGUUUGGCUCCCAUAUGUGUCUCCUGGGACUGGAGGCUAAUGUGCCCGCCUUUGCGCUGGGCCCAGCAGUGCCUGGCCUUCCAAAGCUGGGAGAAUCAUCAGACAUCACCUAGUGAGGGCCAGUUAAGAGAUAGGGAAACAGGCCUCCAGCAGACAGGCCAGCGCUCAAGGCCAUCUGUGUUUCGUGGCUGAGCUGGAAAAGCCAAGCUGCCCUGAGGUUCCAGCCAGGGUUGUCAGGGGCAUUGUGGACACGGACUGGAAAGGAUGAUGGAAGGGCCUCCCUGGCCUGGGAGCUGCCUCUGUGAGUUAGGGGAAGAGAAGUAGAGGGCCGGAGAAGGUGAUAAGGAUGGAAGAGAUAGAAGGAGCUGGCCAGCCAGAGAGAAAGGGGACCAAGGAGGCAACCAUUGACUGUGGCACGUGGGAAGAUACGACAGAUGCUGAGGUCUUGCAGUCCUGAGAAGGUCCUGAGAAGGACCAUUGUGGCUUGAGGGGUGGCCACUGCCAUUGAUUGCCAUUCUCCUGGGGAGCCCAGCCCCAACCCUCCUGCCCUGUAUACAGCUGUUUAUUUAUUGCACGAAUUUAAGUUAUUCUCCCCAGCCGGAAACCUAGCACCCACUGCCUGGGAAAAGUGGUGUGUGGCCCUGUGCUGGACUUUAUAUUUUAUAUCUGCAAAUAAAUCACAUUUUAUCUUAUAUUUAGGGAAAGCCGGAUGACAACCACCCAAAAAAUGUUUAAAAAAAAAUUGACCCGGCCCCCAGAAUUUAUUUAUUUUCUGACUUACAGUAAGCGAGUUAUCCGCCUUCUGUAUUUUGUAGACUUUCUGAAUAAAAGUCAAAUUCUCUUUUUCCACAGUGA